Molecule: messenger RNA, 4914 nt
Organism: Topomyia yanbarensis
Lineage: Eukaryota; Metazoa; Arthropoda; Insecta; Diptera; Culicidae
Product: WD repeat-containing protein 26 homolog
Exons: 5
Coding region: 1571-3448 (625 amino acids)
Biological process (GO): proteasome-mediated ubiquitin-dependent protein catabolic process
Cellular component (GO): GID complex
Molecular function (GO): protein binding
Source: RefSeq, a predicted model, not a curated record
GAAUCUCGACACAAACCGUUCGUCGUCAUUAUUCCUUCAGUGGAUCUAUUGGCUGCUGUAGAGUUUCAUUGGAGUGCUGUGGCAAGCUGAUUAAUAUUAUACAUAUACGGAUUAUUUACCAUCAAAUUGAACUAUUAGAAAACGUUUAAGAAUAUUGAAUUAUUAAUAAGAGACUCUUCCCGAAAUUAGUGUUAGAAAAUCGACGAUUUUCCUUCAAUUAGGAGUACGCAGAAGAGUGGACAGUGCGUAGUUUUCGACUUUUCACUUCCUUUGUGUGGUAUAUGCCUUGUGGCAAGUCAGAGCAAGAAACAACGGCAGUGAGUUCUUUCAAAAGUUAUUUUAUCGAUCCAAGAAUCAUAUUGGGUUGCCUUUUUUCUGCUGACCUCUGGAAGGGUAGAGGCAAGUGACAAAGAAGUCGUUCCAAGAAGGGAAAACUUUCAAAAAAGCACAUCAUAAAAAGAAGGGCUCCGAUGGGUAACAGACGUACAAAGGAAUAAAGAAAAAGUUGAACGUAAACAAAAACAUACAAAAUCAGAGACACAAAAAUGGGUGAUGGAGCAUAAGAGAAGACAACAGCAGCAGCAUAAAGGUGCUUUAGUCCCUUUUCUCUUGUUGAUCUAGAUUUGUGAAUGAACAUAAAAACUGCUGUGAAAAACUAUUAGUACUGUUACGUAUGGAUACGUGUGUGGCUGUGUGUAAGCGAAACGAUCACGAACACUUUUAAAGCGCGGAUCAGCUGUGGAGUAGUAGAGUGUAUUUUUCUAGCAGUCGAUCGUCGUUGUUACUUCUGUCAUCAUCGUAGUAUUUUAACAGAUUUGGUACCAUCGAGCAAACAGGAGGAGGAGUAGGAGAAAUAACGCAAGUGAGAGUAGCAGCCACAAAAGUUGUAGAACGUAACGGGCCUACGACAAGCACUCUGGAGUUUUAUUGGAAUUUGGCGAUCAACACAUUCAAGGAGGGAUUACGGACUGGGAAUUCCAUUUAAUUCGCUGCUGCGCCUGAAUGUUAAAACACACUCAAAAUUGCUUACGUUCGGGAGAAGCACGGCUCUUCUGCAAGGUCGUCCUCGUCCUCAGAAGAAGACCUCAAUGAAAGACGAGCACCGCUACCGAGCACAAGCAGCGCGAGUGACCACCCGAGUCGGCACCAGUCCCAGCAUCACCAUCAUCAUCAUCAACACCAACACCAAGCUCCCGCUAGUAGCAGCAGUCACAACGCCAGCAAACGUUUACACCUGCCAUCAACCUCGUCAUCGUCUUCAUCGUCAUCGUCGUCGUCCUCUUCGCCGUCAUCGAGUGCACUAGACAGACCGCAUCGUUCCAGUGGCAGUAAAGCCGAAUCGGCCGUGGAUCAUAAGAAAGACGGCCUGAGUCGACGGCAAAGCAAGGAACAGCAAAAGAACGUGGGCCAGAAUAAGCAACCGCAGCAGCAGCAGCGUAGGAAAUCCCAGCGACGUAGAAGACAAUCUCCGGAAAAAGAAACCGUUACUCGCCGAACAGGGGAGGACAAGGGGGAGGGUCUCGAGGACAAAGAAAGUUCCUUGACCAGUCCCCAGAGCAAGCGGCGCAAAAUGUUGAACGAUAGUAACAAUCUCAACGGAACGCUGUCCUCGGCCUCCCCGAUGGAUUCGGCUUCGUGUGAAUUGAAUGGUCACAAUAACAACAAUGGCCAACAGGAACAAAGCGAAGCCAACAACGGAAUAGUGACAACCAAUGGAGAGAACUCAACUCCGCGUCCGGUUGUUAAACUGGAUAAGACAAACCAGGAGAUUGUGCGAUUGAUUGGACAACAUUUGAAGAAUAUCGGAUUGGAUAGAAGUGCCGAAGCAUUGAUGCAGGAGUCGGGAUGCUGUUUGGAACAUUCUUCGGCCAGUAAAUUUCGCCAGCACGUUCUCUCCGGUGACUGGACCAAAGCUGAUCACGAUCUCACAGAGUUACAGUCAAUGGUAGAUCCAAAGACCGACAAGCCCAGUAUAAAUGAAAUGAAAUUUUUACUACUGGAACAGAAAUAUUUGGAGUUUUUGGAAGAAGGGCGCCCAAUUGAUGCUCUGCAUGUGCUUCGUAAUGAGUUGACACCCUUACAGCACAAUACACCUCGUGUUCAUCAGUUGUCUUCGUACAUGAUGUGCACCAACAAUCAAGAAUUGUACCAACGAGCCAACUGGGAUGGAAAGGGAACCAAAUCCCGCACCCGACUGAUGGAUCGCCUGCAAUCGUACCUGCCGGCUACGGUUAUGUUGCCUCCCAGACGUCUGCGCUCUCUUCUCGCCCAAUCGGUUGAGAUGCAAACCGAACGCUGCCAAUGUCACGAUAUGGCCUGGAGAACCAACAUCGACAAUGUUUCGCUGCUGGUCGACCACAACUGUUCCUCUGAAGGAUUUCCGAUGCAGGCCUUGCAUGUGCUGAACGAUCAUUCGGAUGAGGUCUGGUUCUGCAAAUUUUCGCCGAAUGGUCUUCGGCUGGCUACCGGUUCGAAGGACAACACCGUUAUCGUUUGGGAGGUUGAUCCAGUCAAAUUGGUUCUUAAAAACAAACGAACAUUUGACGGGCACACCUACGGUGUGUCCUUCAUUGCCUGGAGUCCAGAUUCCAAGCAUUUUAUCGUAUGUGGUCCGGAAGAUUGUCCGGAUUUGUGGAUCUGGGAUGUUGAGCAUGAAAAGCUUGUGACAAAAGUAUCCCACUCUACCGACGAUAGUUUGACAUGUGCUGCAUUCAACAAAGACGGAACCCGCUUUGUUACCGGUGGUACCCGUGGCCAGUUUUAUCUCGUUGCGCUAGAUGGUACGGUUCACGAUAGCUGGGAAGGCGUACGGGUGAAUGGUCUUGCCUUCAGAGCGGACAACAAAACGAUUCUCGCUGCCGACACACACUACCGAAUACGCGGCUACAGAUUUGAUAUCGACAAUCCUCACAGUGAUCAUAACAUCAUUCAGGAACAGUGUCCCAUCAUGACGUUCUCGGUGAAUUCUGCCGAUCGGUUGGCUCUGUUGAACAUCUCUUCGCAGGGUCUACAUCUAUGGGACCUGCAGGACAAAUGUCUCGUUCGACGCUUCCAGGGUGUCACCCAGGGCAAUUAUACCAUCUAUUCUUGCUUCGGUGGGGUUAAUGAAAGCUUCGUAGCCAGUGGCAGCGAAGAUAAUAAGGUAUACAUCUGGCACAUCCGCCGGGAGGAACCGCUGGCCACGCUGGUCGGGCACACACGAACGGUGAACUGUGUCAGCUGGAAUCCCGUCUAUCCGUCCCUGCUGGCUUCCGCUUCCGAUGACGGUACGGUGCGGAUCUGGGGACCGAAACAGCCACAACUGGCCUGGGCUGCCAGCAGCAACAACGGUGACAGCGCGUCGAUCGCGUCCACCAGCUCCACCGCGUCGUCGGCGUCUUCGUCCUCAUCGUCGUCGUCUGCGGCGAACAAUGAUCUUAUAUCUAAUUCGUCUUGGAAUAUCACAUAAUAUUAGAUGUUGCAGCACGUAGCACAUCCCCUCCCCCUCAAUUUAUCGUGUUAAGCAUUAUAUUCGGUUUAACAAUAUUAAUACUAAAUUUAGUGAAGUAGUUUAACUAUAACAUAAAAUCAGAAACAUAUUAUUGUAAUGAAAACAAUAAAACAAGCGAAGCGGAGAAGACAACAAUAACAUAAACAUAAUAAUUAUAAAUCGUAAUUAUUAUAUUCGAAUCAAAACGGAACAACCAACCAACCGCCCGAGAGAAACCAACAAUAAUUCCAUCGGACACGGAACCAACUAAAUACCAUAAACUCAACAACAGUCAUCACGACAUUGGCCGUUCGAGUAUGGGAAGCGCCCGUUCGCGGACGGACGUGCCCAUUCUUCUCCGUGUUGAAAAAAAUGCACCGGAUUCGGUCAAUCAAUUUAGAGCGUGUAGGAAAAGCCGCUUCUCAAAUUGCUGUAGUUUUCAGUAAUCAAAAGAAAUAUAACAAUGAUACGCGAUCGAGCAGCUGCAAUAGGCAAGUAAAACACACAAAAAAACGGAUCAAAUGUUGAAAAUUUCCCAAAUGACGAAUCAAAUCGAGAAAUAGAGCAUCCUUAGCAUGAUAAAUAAAAAAAUACAUAAUAAAGGGGAAGAGCAAAUGGAUGGUUUCUCCAUUUCAGGAAGUUAAACGUACGAGAAACGAAGAAGAAUUUGGGUUUACUUUUGUUUUGUUUGGUCUGAUACUAGAACAGGAUGAAAUUAUUUUAAAUCAAAGGUUUUAGAAGGCGUGCGAAUUGCAUUAUUCAAAGCUAACUAGGUAAUACACGAGUUGGUUUCAUUUUACACAUUAAACAAUGCUGUGCAAAAUUUAGCAAAGGAGACUUUUCGGAAAAAGAUAUUAAAUUGCAAUACAUACGUUCUAAUUUUGCCUGUAGCGUAGCGUCCGAUUGGUGUUUGCCAAAAGUAUAGAUUACUUUCUUUCUAACUAUUACGUACCAUUGGUCCCAUGAGAAUCUAUUUAUGCACAUCGUCGCUUUUGUAGUUUAAAGAAUACAAAAAAGAAGCAAUUAGAGAGUACAGAAUUUGUUUUUUAUAUAUAUUUUAGUUAUGGAUUUAUAGAUUUGAUGUACACUGAAGAAAUAGUUUUAAUUUAUUAAUCUACUGCAACAGUUCCCAUUCACAAAUUGAAUUUGGCAAAGCAAACAAAAAAAAAGUAAAAUUAUUUUGUAACUCCGAUUUUUUAUUUUCAUUUUGAUUGGUUGUCGAUUGUUUUUCCCACGUUUCUAGAUUUUAAAGAGCAGUUUUUGUUUGGAAAGUUAAGCUACCGGAUGAUUUCAUCGAAAUUUGCCUAAACAGCUGAACAAAGCUAGCAAAGUGGACAAAGGAGAUGAGAAACAGAAUUUGGCUUGUGGAUUAAUAAUGUGGAUUAUGUAUUUUACUAAAUAAAAUUUUAAGCUGACCGAUUUGGGAUUUAACGAUAGCAACAAAA